AUGGCUCCAAGGCUUCUUUGGAUCGGCCUCGGUAACAUUGGAAGGGGUAUGUGUAAGAACCUGGUAGAGAAGUCUGACUUGGACCAACCGCUCCUCAUCUAUAACCGCACCGCUAAACGAGCGACGGAACUGAGUCAAAGCUUGCCCGCGGGCAAGACAGAGGUCGCUCAGUUGCUUGGAGACGCCAUCACCAAAGCUGACAUCAUCUUCACGUGCGUCGCCAACGACCAGGCAGUAAAGGAGGUCUUCGCAACGGCAGUAGAGCACGACCUGAAGGGCAAAGUCUUUGUAGAGUGCUCGACCAUUGCCCCGGGUGCUACUGAGGCCGCCGCGAAGUCGGUUCUGGACAAGGGCGCUGAAUUCAUUUGUGCCCCUGUCUUUGGUGCGCCUGCCAUGGUGGCUGCUGGUAACGCGACCUUGGUGCUGGCAGGCCCUAAGGCUUCAAUUGAGAAGAUCCGGCCAUAUGUCGACGCCAUGGCAGCUCGCGAGAUCAACAUGGCCGAUGAGCCGUACCACAAGGCCUCGACGUUGAAGGUGCUGGGAAACACUGUCAUACUGGGCAUGGUCGAGCAAUUGGCAGAAACAUAUGUGGCUGCCGAGAAGAGCGGGCUUGGAACUGGCUACGUCAAGCAGUUUGUUGAUGCUCUCUUCGGUGGGAGUCCGUACCCUGCGUAUUCGGUACGCAUGUUGGAGGGUGACUACUAUAAGAGAAAAGAGCCGCUAUUCGCGGUUGAUCUGGCGCGGAAGGAUGCAGGUCAUGCCAUUGCCAUCGCCAAAGCUGCUGGCACGCGCCUGCCUAACAUUGAAACCGCCGACAAACACCUCCAGAUUGUAAAGGAGCACGCAGGACCGUCUGGUGACAUGGCUGGCAUUUAUGGCGCCGUGAGAAAGGAAGCUGGUCUCAAAUUUGAAAAUGACUCUUGA
Messenger RNA from Colletotrichum spaethianum, 924 nucleotides. Its product is annotated as putative oxidoreductase YfjR. The coding region runs from base 1 to 924 and encodes 307 amino acids. NCBI's taxonomy places the organism in Eukaryota, Fungi, Ascomycota, Sordariomycetes, Glomerellales, Glomerellaceae. Gene Ontology annotation, molecular function: oxidoreductase activity, acting on the CH-OH group of donors, NAD or NADP as acceptor; NADP binding; NAD binding. The transcript is spliced from 2 exons. The record is from RefSeq and is a predicted model, not a curated record.